Eimeria necatrix is the source of this 3300-nucleotide messenger RNA. RefSeq names its product DNA double-strand break repair rad50 ATPase, related. Bases 1 to 3300 code for a protein of 1099 amino acids. Lineage: Eukaryota; Apicomplexa; Conoidasida; Eucoccidiorida; Eimeriidae. Gene Ontology annotation, molecular function: hydrolase activity. The record is from RefSeq and is a predicted model, not a curated record. The transcript is spliced from 17 exons.
AUGUGGAUCUCCACGCAAGCGAAUUCUUUUGCCCGAAGCCAGAAGACAGAAGGCUUGGAAGUGAAUUGUUUGGCAUUCUGCUACGGGACUAACUCAUGGCCACGACUGUCCAACAAUGGCGUACCUUGGGGAGGCAUUGGCAGAUUGAUUUCCGUGCACCGCUCUGCUCGUAAAGUCACUCUACAUGCGGCCAAUCGCACCCAGCAGCGUCCCCAGUCGAGAGGCACGAAGGCCACAAGAGGAUCUUGCCCUGCGGACACAACGCUUGCAGGACACGGACUGUGGGAUAAUUUCAGAUGCCCUAUUGUUGCUGAAGCUGAUCGUUUUGUUCUCUUUGGUGACCUACAUAUGGGCGAAGCCACACUGAACACGUGCCUUGAUGCCCUCUCCCUGGUACAGCAAACAUGCAAACGCCAGUGUACCUCCCUGGGGAUGGGCCACCAAGUAGGCUUCAGGCCUGUUGCUGUGGAGAGCGGGGAGCGAAACCCAAAAUCUAGGGAUGCACCUACUGUUGCUGUAUUCCUUGGGGACUUCUGGCAUUCCCGCAUCGAAAAGCACCUUCAUUGGGGGCUACUGAGGCCCCUCCUCGAGUUUUGGGAGCAGUGGGAUAUUCCAAUCCUCCUGCUCCCUGGUAAUCAUGACCAAUUGCAGUACGAAGCAGGGCGCGACCUGCUGCAGCCGCUGGAGAAGGCUGCUUCACAAAGUCCUCUUGUGUUGGCAUUUAGACGGCCGACGCUUGUUAAUGGAGAGCUUCUAUUCUUGCCUCAUAUGCGUGAAACCGCAAAGCUGCAGCGAAUCUUGGCCCAGGCAAAGCAGUGUACGACGUUGCGCGCUGUAUUCGGCCACCUCAGCAUUCGUGGAGCAUCGCUUAACCCCUUUUUAGAGGACUCCAGGCUUCUGUCAAGCGAUGCCGUAGAUCUCAGCCUUCUACCAGAUGUGCCUGUCUACAGUGGCCACAUCCACACACCCCAGCUUGUCGGUAAACAGGCUCGUUAUGUAGGCUCACUCUACCAGACAUCUCUUGCGGAAGCCUACCAGCGCAAAUAUAUUUAUACUAUUUCUAGAUCUUGUGGCUUCAACGUAGUAGACGCACAGGAGUCUGCAGUUGGCCCCAGACACUUUCCGGUGAACGACCCGAGGCUCUUGCCCGCACCAGAGGCACUGCGCCGUGGAGACAGGGUAGUGCUCCUACCAAAGACGCAUGCGAUAACCAGAAUGCCUGCUCGCGAUGAAGCGAUCGCUCCUUCCACUCUUGAUAGUCUUAAUGGACAUCAAUCAAGGCGGUGUGACACAAUGCGCUGUGAGGAGCCAACGCAAGCGCCCCCUACACAGGAGAUGAACAUGCAGAAAUCUAGGAAGCUCUCUGGACAGCAUCCUCCUACUGGCAAAUUUCCCAGGACACCGAGCACUCUCGUGGAGCCACAUAGUGAAGGGGACGCGACCUUUGGCGUGAAGUUGCUGAACGGGAAUGCAGAGCUAGAUUCGGAGCAGCUCCUGCAACUCUCAGCAGCCUACAAAGAUGCAGGCAUCUUAUUUGACUGUCGCGUCACCCCAAGUGCAGGACCCUCAAAGUCUGUCGGAGAGGGUUCUCACUCUGUAGCGGCGGAGCAGAAGACCGAAGGUCCCAGCUCAGCAACUUCUGCUGCAUUGCUCUGCAUGCAUCACGGUCUCCUGCCGGUGGAAAACCAAUCUCCUCGCGAGGCCCUGCGCCUCUAUGUUUACCAGGAGCUCAAGGGUGGAUACCAGACCUUCAGCAAACAUGCCUUGGCAGCGGCCGAGGGACUGCUCCAGGAGCAGCUGGACGGUUCUACCAAUAUCGGACCUGAAAACCCCAGCAAGAGGGGAUGCGGCUCAGCAACCAAGAAUGCUGAGUGGCCACAUGUAGCAGCAGAUCUUCAGCUGCACCAGGCCCGCAUAGAAUCAUUCGGUCUUUACAGCGGCGUCGUUCGCCUCAAUUUACAUAGACGUGGACUUGUUAUCAUUCAAGGAAGCAAGAACGAUGACGCGCAAGGGACUGCAUUUACUGAGAACGGCUCUGGGAAGUCGACUGUGAUGCAAGCUGUUAUCUGGGCGCUCGUGGGGGAUGGCGCUGCUAGCGGCUUUACUAGUAGUACAGGGAGGCCCAAGGUGACGGGUGUAGUCUGCGAUGACAUCCCACCUGCAUCCAACUCAAAUAGCGCUUUAAUUGAAACCAUCGAUGGAAAGGCCGAAAGCGAUAACGCCCUAGCACGCUGCGACGAAGACCGCUUCGCCUCGGUCGAGCUUGAGGGUAAACUGAAUGGAGAGUCGUUUUUCCUGCGGCGGAGGCGGUGGCGUUCGGGACGGUCCGAGUUGACAGUGCAUGUCGGAGGCAGGGAUUUGACAGGCCAAAGUGCCAUAGAUACCCAGCGGCAGCUGGACUCUCUUUUUGGUGGUAAACUCAAGGCUUGGAGUCAGUUCAUCUACCUGGCAUCUCAGGGGUUAGAUGGAUUGCUACGCACCUCUGAAGCAACAUUUUCCGUGCGUGGUUUCGUUGUGCGUUGCAGUGCUCUCCUGCUAAGGGACGUCCGUCGCCUCUUACGCCGGAAACGGGGUUUCAGCUCCCCAGAUCUGCUGGAAAUGAGGCCUUUUAAUGCAAGCUCGCGCGGAGGGACUGAUGCAGACUCAACAGUGAAGCUGGCCAGCUCAAAGGGAGAAGCCCACAGGGACUAUAAAUUUGAAUCAGUCCUUGAAACUUCCCGAGAUUGGCUAAGAGAUGCUUCGCAAGAUUACGCUGGGGUUCUAAAGCAACUAGCGCGGUUGCAAAGACUAGUUUCUCUGUUUCAAUCUCGCGCCAGAUUUUACAGGCGCCAGGAGGAAGUGCUGGAAUCAGCAGAGAAGCUCUUGGGCUCCCAAGGAAUUCAGCGGAAUUUGCUCGCGUCCGUACUUCGCCAACUAAAGACACAAACAAAUAUAUACCUUGAACAAGCCAGCGGGGGAUUGCUCCGACUCGACUUUGCGUCGUCGGGAACAGCUCGUAUGAAUAAGGUGCUGAGCAUCCGAGGCUUCGACGGCGCCUUCAGAGAAAGGACACUCCAGCAAGCGUCGAGCGGGCAGCGCCAGUUGCUCGCAUUGUGCCUCUACCUCGCUUUUGUGGUUACAAUUAAGCGACGUGCCGGCCUUCGAUGCAACGCUCUAUUCCUUGACGAACCCUUGCUGUCUCUUGAUAGCGUAAACACGGUCUUCAUCCUCAUAAUUUGCGACGCAUUCUUGACGCCGUGGAUACUAUCACUCUUCAAGGACAAUCAGGACAUUGCAAUAUCAGCACGUCUGUUUUCCUAA